Messenger RNA from Oncorhynchus gorbuscha (pink salmon), 1041 nucleotides. RefSeq lists its product as uncharacterized. The annotation marks the transcript as partial. Lineage: Eukaryota; Metazoa; Chordata; Actinopteri; Salmoniformes; Salmonidae. The transcript is spliced from 8 exons. The record is from RefSeq and is a predicted model, not a curated record.
GAAUCAGAAUCUGAUCCCAACAAGCAGCCCGAAAGUCCCCCGUCUGAGAACGAGCCCUCCAAUCCUGUCAAAGUCCGCCAGAACCCCAAAUAUCAGCUGUUCCUGGAUGGAGACACGAUUGGGAAUGGAUCCAGGGAUACGAAUGGAACGUCUGGGAGAGAGAACGGGAACGGGAGAGAACCCAGGAACAGUUCCCGUUUGGACAGCGCUAGCUCCAGAUUGGACAGCGCCAGCUCCAGAUUCGGGCCAAACUACCGCGGGUCCCUGGAAUCGCUUGCCUCUCGGGACUGGGACACCAUGUCAGACAAGGUGGGAGGUUUUGAGAGUCCUCCCAGAGUGUUCAACAGUCCCUACGCUACAGCGGCUUCCACGGACUACAACCCUGGAAUGAACCGGAUGUCAGAGCAAAAGAUGCAGGAGGUGAUGUCUCCAGCCACAUCAGAGCUGAACCUGUUCAACAGCUACAACAGCAGAAGUAGCAGCCCUGUGCUCUCCUUCACCUCGGCCGCGACCUCCUCACGCGCACGCUUCUCAACCUUCGACUCUCUCAGGAGGCGGGACCAGCCGGUGAUGCCAAGCCAACUCCCCAUGCGGUCCACAGCGUCGCCUGUUGCUAUGCCCAGCAAGAGAGACUACAUCGAGGAGCUGACCAGACAGAUGGAUGCCUGUCAGAAGAGGAACCAGUUCCUGGAGGCAGAGAGCAUAGAGAUGGACAAGGAGAGGAACCAGAUCAGGUUGGAGAUGAGAGGCCUGUUGGUGAACAACGAGGACCUUCUCAGAACCAACAGUACCCUGCAGAUGGAGAUGAACAGGAUGAGGAUGAGGAUGGUAGAGCUGGAGAGAGACAACACGGCCAUGACGGAACGCUUCAGAGUUAUGGAGACGGAGCUGACCGAGUCCAGGGCCCAGAUGGUGGAGGCCAACACUCAGGAAUACGCCUUCAACUUCCUGCAGCAGUCUCUGAAGAAUAAGAUACAGGUCGCUGAGAAAAUGCACCCUACUCCCUACCAUGACCCUGCUCAAAACGAGUGCACUAUAUAA